UGUACUGUGUGUGUGCUGUGUUCCCGCGCGGAUCCGCUCGCGCUCUGCUCACCGAUUCAUCCCAAAAUAACCUGGAAACACCGAGAAUACCUGGCGGCGCGUGCGUUCUGAUUCUCACUGCGUUCUGAUUCAUCCCGGACCGAGAGAGUGCGAUGCUUCAGAUACGGAUUCUCAUCUGCACCGUGCUGCUGCUUCCACAUGCAGCCUCACUGCAGGUGGAGAUCACACCAGCCUAUGGAGAAAUCAGCGUUGGAGAAUCCAAGUUCUUUUCUUGUAACGUGAUUGGUGAUGUUACGGGUAUAGAAUGGUUCACCCCUAAUGGAGAUAAGGUGCAGGAAAACAGACAGGACGUCACUGUGAGCAAUAACGACAACUCCGAGUCCACGCUUAUCAUCUACAGUGCCACCGUGGACAACGCUGGCAUCUACAAGUGCGUUGCCAGAUAUAAGGACAAGGAGGCCCAAGCCACGGUCAACAUAAACAUCUACCAAAAGCUGACCUUCGUGAAUGCCCCGUCACCUCAGGAGUUCAACGAGGGCGAUGAUGCCGACAUCGUGUGUGACAUCGUCAGCUCUCCACCACCCACAGUCAACUGGAAAUACAACAACAUAAAGAUUCAGCCUGAGAAAGACGUGCGCUUCGAGGUGCCCGGCAACAACCACCUCCAGAUCCACGGCAUCAAAAAGACUGAUGAGGGCAACUACACCUGCGAGGGGCGCAUCAUGGCACGGGGAGAGAUCGCCCUUCGGAUCAUCAAGGUCGUCGUCAACGUUCUGCCCAGUAUCAGAACCCGUCACACUGAGCUCAAUGCCACCGCAGACAUCGGGCAGGCCGUGACACUGGCGUGCUACGCGGACGGUUUCCCAGAGCCGACGGUCACGUGGUUGCGGAAUAACGUCGUGCUGAUGGCCGAUGAGAAAUACAGCCUGAACGACGAUGGCUCCGAGCUGACGAUUAAAGACGUGACGAAGGUGGAUGAGGAAGAUUAUACCUGUAUUGCAAGAAAUAAAGCCGGAGAAAAGCAGAAGGAGAUCAGCCUAAAGGUGUUCGUGCAACCCAAAAUCACGUUCCUGGAAAACAGGACGGCGUCCGAGCUGGAGGAGCAGGCGGUCCUGACCUGCGAGGCUACAGGCGACCCCACACCCAGCAUCGUGUGGAGCUUCGGACGGCGCGUCUUCAGCGAAGGAGAGCAGGCUUCAUGGACUCGACCCGAGAAACACAAGAGUUUGGACAGUAACGUGGUGGUGCGCAGCGAUGCCCGGAUCUCCUCACUGACUCUGAAGCAUGUGCAGUUCACGUACGCCGGCCAGUACCUCUGCACCGCACGCAACCCCAUCGGACAGGAUAUUCAGAGCAUGUACCUGGAAGUACGCUACGCUCCUAAGAUCCAGGGUACAGUGUCCGUCUUCACCUGGGAGGGGAAUGCCGCCAACCUCUCGUGCGAGGUACUGGCCCACCCGUCAGCUUCGGUUGUGUGGACCCGCGAGGGCCAGCAGCUGCCUGCGCUCAACGCGACAAACGUUAAGAUCUACAACACCCCCAUCGCCAGCUAUCUGGAGGUCACCCCUGAAUCCCAGAGUGACUUCGGUGCCUACAACUGCUCAGCCACCAACGCCAUCGGUUCAGAUUCCAAGGAGUUUGUUCUGAUCCCAGCAGACGUGCCAUCAGCUCCCGUUAUCGAUCGCGUGGUCCCUUACCCCAGCACAGCCAUGGUGGAGUUCGAUGAGCCAGAGGCCAACGGAGGAGUUCCUGUUCUCAAGUACAAGGUCGAAUGGAGGAGGGAGAACCAGGACUGGACGAGCAAAGUGUACGAAGCAGAAGAGGGUCAGACCUACAUCACCAUCGUGGGGCUCAAACCGGAGACCAAAUACGAGGUCAGGAUGUCCGCUAUCAACGGCAAGGGUGAAGGAGAAAGCUGUGCCACAGAGAGCUUCCAGACACAACCUGUCAGGGAACCAAAUCCUCCUAAACUGGAAGCCAGACAGGAGUCCAUAGGCAACAAGCUGAGGAUCAACUGGAUCAAGCAGGAUGACGGUGGUUCACCAAUCAAACAGUAUCUGGUGCGCUUUAGACCUAAACACCGCUCGGACUGGAUGCAGGAGAUGAGCCUCCCUAAUGGCAGCGAGUUUGUGGUGCUGAGAGGUUUGGAGUGGAACACAGAGUACGAGGUUCACGUGGUGGCAGAAAACCAGCAGGGCCGCUCGCAGCCAGGCGUCCUUUCCUUCAGGACCUCAGAAGAGCCCACCGUCACCCCAGACUUAGUGGCCAGUGAUUCAGGGCUGGGGACAGGUGCCAUCGUGGGCAUACUCCUUGUGGUCUUCAUCCUUCUGCUCAUUUGUGUGGACGUAACCUGCUACUGCCUCAACAAGUGCGGUCUGCUGAUGUGCAUUGCUGUAAAUUUUUGCGGAAAAGCCGGACCUGCCACCAAAGCCAAGGACAUCGAAGAGGGCAAGGCAGCUUUCUCGAAGGACGAGUCGAAAGAGCCCAUAGUCGAGGUGAGAACAGAGGAGGAGUGCACGUCCAACCAUGAGGGAGGAGCACCAACUGAACCCAAUGAGACCACGCCGCUCACCGACCCUGAGCAUGCUGCAGACACCACCGCCACGGUGGUGGAUUUGCUCCCCUCACUAACCACUAACUCAGAGCAAGUCACUGACAGUCCUGCUAGCAAAAGCACUACCCUUAACUCCAGCACCACCCCCGGGCUCGAACCCAAUGCCCCUAAAGCCAGCACGACCUCUCCUACCUCCACACCUGCCGACACCCCUCUGGUAGACCUGAGCGAUGGGCUUUCCUCCAAGGUUUCUCAGCCCUCAGGAACCCCGAAUUCGGUCCCCCCGUCGUCUAAUCCCAAAGCCCCUGCAGCCAAAAAUACAACAGAUGGAGUUCAGAAUCCAGCCGUACAGGUAGACGGAAAAACCCUCGCGUCAGACGCUGAUCAGGUCAAGAACGCCGUCGACUCCAACUCAACCAGUGCACCGGUCAACCGGGACAAUGGGAAGAUCGUUGAAGACGGGAAGAUUAAAGCACCUGAGACGGAGGUGAAAACGCCCGUGGCCGAGGUGAAAGCAGUCCCAAACGAAGCACCGCAGACAAACAGCAACGAGAGCAAAGCAUGAUGGGCCGACAUCACCAGCCUGCGUUCACCAUCGCCACACAACACAAACAUGUUAAUGAAAAGGGUUCCUUUCUUCAGCGUCUUUUAUGAGUUUGCAGAACAGAAGUUUGUAGAUAUGUAGAGCGGCUAAAGAACUCGUACAUGCCUUUGUUUUUUAUUCUGUUUCUUCGUUCACACACAACACACCAGGUUUCUUUACCAUUAACACACUCUAUGCGACCGUGGAACAGAGCAGGGCUACAGUAGUUAGUAAUGGGUGGAAAUAAAACAGUAGCUUUACUUUUAAACAUCCUGUACGUCGUGCACACAUGUAGACCAUGUUUUUGUUUGUAUUUGUUUUGUAUCUAUGAUUUUUGAGUUAUGUACUGUUGUAUUACAUGCAGUA
Trichomycterus rosablanca is the source of this 3503-nucleotide messenger RNA. RefSeq names its product neural cell adhesion molecule 1a (gene ncam1a). The coding region runs from base 153 to 3119 and encodes 988 amino acids. Lineage: Eukaryota; Metazoa; Chordata; Actinopteri; Siluriformes; Trichomycteridae. Gene Ontology annotation, cellular component: membrane. The record is from RefSeq and is a predicted model, not a curated record. Gene Ontology annotation, molecular function: protein binding. The transcript has 20 exons. Gene Ontology annotation, biological process: cell adhesion.